Messenger RNA from Felis catus (domestic cat), 554 nucleotides. It is a transcript of the gene SNAPC5, whose product is annotated as small nuclear RNA activating complex polypeptide 5. The record is from RefSeq and is a predicted model, not a curated record. Gene Ontology annotation, cellular component: nucleus. Bases 219 to 398 code for a protein of 59 amino acids. NCBI's taxonomy places the organism in Eukaryota, Metazoa, Chordata, Mammalia, Carnivora, Felidae. Gene Ontology annotation, biological process: transcription by RNA polymerase II; transcription initiation at RNA polymerase III promoter. The transcript is spliced from 4 exons.
GCCGCCCCGCGAACCCCAGGCGUAGGCGGCGCCCACUUUGACAAGUACCUGGGGGGCGGGACUGCCGUUGCAGGCUCACUCCUCUUAGAAUCUAGGUCCUGCGGGUCUACGCCGAGGCCCGGCGAUCUGUACGUGCUGCAAGACCACCGCCGCACCCGUAAACGCGGGUGGACCGCACACCACGCGCUGAGGAAGUUGAAGAACUAGCCCUCCAGUCAAUGAUUAGUUCUAGAAGAGGGGAUGAAGUGCUCCCUUCUCAGCCUGCAUCUGAACAGCCACAUGAUAUGUUGGUACACGUAGACAAUGAAGCAUCAAUCAACCAAACUGCACUGGAGUUGAGCACAAGGAGCCAUGUGCCGGAGGAGGAGGAGGAGGAGGAGGAGGAAUCAGAUUCUUGAAGGCGGGAAAGAGCCAAGGCGAAAUGCACGUCUGAACGGAGACAGGCAUGGCAAAGAGGCCUGAAAGCGACAAUGGCACACCACUGGGCAGGGGACUCGCUCUUUGCUGCUUCCCAGAUACUUAGACGCCGGCCGCGUGGGUCGGUGUGCUGGGCU